Ictalurus punctatus (channel catfish) is the source of this 1520-nucleotide messenger RNA. Its product is annotated as immunoglobulin (CD79A) binding protein 1. Gene Ontology annotation, molecular function: protein phosphatase 2A binding. Gene Ontology annotation, cellular component: cytosol. Gene Ontology annotation, biological process: regulation of dephosphorylation; regulation of signal transduction. NCBI's taxonomy places the organism in Eukaryota, Metazoa, Chordata, Actinopteri, Siluriformes, Ictaluridae. The record is from RefSeq and is a predicted model, not a curated record.
CGGAAGAGACGGAAGCCGAAUUGGACCAGAAACGGUGUGAGAGCUAAACAUGGCGUCUGCAGAGGAGAGUGUCCAAACAGCAGAUGCUGCAGCUCCGGCGCCCAAACUGUCAGAAUUAUUAGAUUCAGGAUGGAAAUUAUAUGAAGAGUUAGACAAGAGCAACGAGCCGACAAACUCCGACUCUGUACAGAUUAAAAUCAAACGCGGAAUUAAACAGCUGGAGGAAGCGACGAAGAUGGUGUCACAGCUCAACCUGUUCAGCCGUAACGAGGAGCUGGACGAGAUCUCCACGGCGGAUCUGAAGUUUCUGUUGUUACCUCUUGCAUGGCUGGCUGCGCUGGUGAUGAAGCAGGUGGGCGUGGCUCAGCGCUUGGAGCGUGUGCAGAUUGCGCGUGUUCACUUCCUGAGCUUCCUCAGAUGCUGUAAAGAUUACAACAUCAGCUCGUUCCACAUGCCACGAGACGCCCAGGACGCGGAGGCUUCCUCAGGGGCAGAGACUGAUACACCGAGACCCGCUCACCACGCCCAGCCUGACCUCAUCACCAUGGCAACACAGAGACAGGCCAAGAUUGAGAGGUAUAACCAGCAGAAGCAGGUGGAGCAGAAGCUGGCUGAGCUCAGAGUGCAGGUGGAUGGAGGUUCGGUGGAUGAGGAGGUGACGAGAGAGUUCUACCUGUUGCAGGUGCGCAGGUGGAUCACGCUCGCUCUGGAGGAAAUCGAGUCCAUCGACCAGGAAGUCCAGAUCCUCAGGAGGAUGCCUGCUGUCAAUCAGGCUCCAACUCAGAAACCGAGACGGGCACCGAUGAAGCCCUUCAUCCUCACUAAAGACGCAGCACAGGCCAAGGUGUUUGGUGCAGGAUAUCCCAGUCUUGCCACCAUGACAGUAGACGACUGGUAUGAACAACACAAAAGGAGAGGAUGUUUACCUGACCAGGGCAUCCCUCAGAGCACAGUGGAUGUGGAUGCACAGGAGCGAGAGAAAGAAGAAAAGGAGAGGAAAGAGGAAGAGGAUGAUGAAGAGGCUUCAAAGGCUAGAGAUUGGGACAACUGGAAAGACACACACCGUCGAGGAUACGGCAACCGCCAGAACAUGGGCUAGAAGUACACACACACACACACACAGUAGAGACACUUUCUCAACGUGACUUACACACACACACCUGACGCUAAAAUAAACAUUUUCAUUUGAUUCCUCUCUGUGUGUGUGUGUGUGUGUGUGUGUGUGUGUGUGUUGUUGAAAGAAACUGUUUAAGUUCCUCUACACUUGUUUAAACCGACAUGAAUAAUUAAGUAGGAUAAUCACAUUUCCUGAGGAAUGUCUGGAGAACAUCUGGACUCCUUCAGCUCCACCCCCUCAUUAAUAUAACAAAACUACGCUACUCCAUGAAUCUAUGAGUAUGCAAAUGAGAGACUGAUGCGCUGCGGAGGAGGAGGAGGAGAGACACUCGGUGUGAUGUGGAAAUGUUGUGUAAUGAAUAAGUAAAUGUGUGAAAUGAAUAAAGAAAUUGUUUUGAUUUAAA